Molecule: messenger RNA, 921 nt
Organism: Paramecium primaurelia
Lineage: Eukaryota; Ciliophora; Oligohymenophorea; Peniculida; Parameciidae
Source: the annotation of a GenBank genome assembly
AUGGAUAUCUCUUUUAAUGACUUGAAAUUCAUUUAAUAAAUAGGUUAGACUUUGAAUUUGGAAGAAAGGUAUAGAUUGAAAUUUCUAUAGAUAGAAUAAAACUAAAAUUGGCAAUUCUAAAGAUUCAAGAACAUUAUACAUUUGAUGAAGUAUUAUUUUGGGGAAGAGUAGAAGGUGUAGAAAAAGACUAUUACAUAGCAAUGGGAAUUUAGUAUAAGGGAUAAUAUGAGUUUCCAUUGAAAAAAUUCUAUUGGAGGUAUUCAAUCAAAAGAAGAAUGAAUUUAGUUCCAAUAAUUAUCACUUUGCUGAGUUACCAAAAUAUAAUGAAGAAUAUGCAUUAAGAGCUGAAAACUUAAGAGAGCCUUUUACAGGUUAACAUGAACAUAUUGUUUUUAAAACAGAAGAAGAGAUUAAUUUUGAGGAUUCUUUGGAAAUCCCUGCGUAACUGCCAGCAAAACACUUUUCAGAAUUAGAAAGACUAUCUUUUGUUGUUUAAUAGAUUGAAUUUUAAUGUGCUUCAAUACCUGUGGGAUCCUACCGUUUGACACCUACUCAUGAAUUAAUUAGAAAAACAUUUAAGGGAGUGAAACCAGAAUUGAAAAAUUAUUAGCAUUUUAGAGCUCCAAUUAGGAAAGAUAAAUAAGAUUUAAUAGGUAGAAUUGAAUUUUAUAUUCAAGCUCGUGAUGAAGCUUUGUAUAAGGAAGAUUUCUUAGAUUCAUUAGUAGAAGAUUCUCCUAAUUAAUAAUGGUCUUUAUAAACAGAUUCAACCUAAAGAAAUGUAAUUCUAUUUAUUAUAAAAAUCAGAUAACACUAAGGAAUUUAAUUUGGCCAGGGUAUGUUACAUAUAACAAUGACUAUACAUUUGGAUAUGCUUAUUUUGGAGAUGGAAUAAAGAAUUCAGAUUUUGAGUUUUUAUUAUGA